Molecule: messenger RNA, 456 nt
Organism: Paramecium sonneborni
Lineage: Eukaryota; Ciliophora; Oligohymenophorea; Peniculida; Parameciidae
Source: the annotation of a GenBank genome assembly
AUUUAAUUAGCUGUCUACAGUGAUUCCUAUUAGUAAUGAAGAUUAUAGAAGAAAUAAAAAAUCAAGUGGAGUAAGAAAUGAAAAAAAUGAUAGGAAAAUGCAUUGAAAAAAGAUACGCAAAGUUAACAGAGAAAAUAAAAAAGGAAUUUAUAAUAAAGGUUGUACGAGAUGGAUCAACUAUUAGAUAAGUAUUAUAAGAAUUAAAUUUAGGCUUCAUAAGAAUUGUGUAUAAAUUAUUCUUCUGCAAAAGCAAUCAUGUCAAAUUAUAGAAAAUAGAUUGGUGAUGGAAAAAAGAAAUAUAAUUUGGAACCAAGAUAGGUUAAAGUGAAUGAUAAAUAUGACUGGAAGAAAUUUAAAAUUCUGACAUAUUGUGAAGAAACAUAAACUAAUGAAUACACUAUGGAAACUUUUGCAUAAAAUAUUAAGAAAUCUAAUUAGGAUAAAGUUAUAAUAUGA